Messenger RNA from Desarmillaria tabescens, 1557 nucleotides. RefSeq names its product P-loop containing nucleoside triphosphate hydrolase protein. The transcript has 2 exons. Gene Ontology annotation, molecular function: mRNA binding; ATP binding. The record is from RefSeq and is a predicted model, not a curated record. Bases 1 to 1557 code for a protein of 518 amino acids. Lineage: Eukaryota; Fungi; Basidiomycota; Agaricomycetes; Agaricales; Physalacriaceae.
AUGCCUGGUCUCCUUUCUUGCCUCACCGAAGUCGUCGGUACCGGUGCCCAACCCACACCCAUCCAGGCUCUCAGUCUUCAGCACCUACUCGAAACUGAGUACGAUCCCAACAAAAAAUGGAAGGAGUACCUUCUCGCGUCUGAAACCGGAUCUGGAAAAUCAAUAGCGUACUUUCUACCGCUUCUCCAAUCUCUCAAAGUUUCGGAACUCAGUGGAAACGUCCACCGAAAAAGCACUCAUCCUCUGAACCCCCGCGCCCUUGUCCUCGCUCCGACGCACGAGCUGGCUCGCCAACUAUCAGGUUUCGCCAAGGAUCUAAUACAUGAGAUCAAGUUGAGGAUACUCUGCGCUAGCCAGGCGAAUGUAGAUAACAAGAUGAGUCUAGGAGGUGGAAGUGCUGCCCAGAUGAAAGGAAAGCUUGAUGCCGCGUUGUUCAGCGAUCGCUCGCAGGAUCUCCAGAUACGGCCUGGCGGAAGAUUCCCGGUAGAUGUCGUCGUCGGUACGCCCAUGAAGUUACUUGAGUUAAUUAAGGGCCGUGGAUGGGAGCGCCGAAUCGGGAAUGAGACUCCGAAAGCGCAGGAGGAAAACGGCGAAGAAGGAGAAGCAAAAGAAAAAGAAGAGGAGGAAUUCCAGAGAAAGCCUAGACGCGGCAGGGAUCUUGGCGUCGUUCCUACUGGUACUUUGGGCGCAGCUCCAGAAAUGGGUCUUGCUAACGUCGAAUGGGUGAUUAUUGACGAAGCCGACGUCCUGUUUGAUCCCGAUUUCCAAGAAACUACCCGUCUUUUACUCUCCGAAGUCAGUGCCGCUCGUGGAUCACCUGUACCAUACUACCCCGACGAUUUCAACUUCAAGACAGAGAGCGUAGAACCGAAGCCCAUUGCUUAUCCAUUCAAUCUCAUCUUGUGUAGCGCUACUAUCCCUAGCGCUCUCGGCAACUACCUCGAGACCCACCAUCCUUCUCACACACGCUUGGCCUCGCCGACGGUGCAUCACCUUCCCAAGAAGCUCCAGACUGAGUAUGUCGGUUGGACAGGCACCAACAAAAACGCCGACAUUGAAAAGCGUAUCAAGAAGGUGUGGGCAGAAGACAGCAUCACCCGGAGCGGGAAGCUAUCGAAAAUCUUGGUCUUCUGCAACAAGAAUACCAAGGUACAACUGCUCAGCCAACAUCUCGAAGGAAAGGGUAUUAAAACUGUCGCGAUUGACGGGACCGCUGAGACAAGGAGGAAGGGAUCAAAUCACCAUCUGGACGGGUUCCUUAAGGACAAGUCCGAGGAGACGGUCGCCACAAAGGAAGAAGACGCAGGAGACCCGAGCAAGACCCCUCAUGUCAUGAUUACGACUUCGUUGCUCUCGAGAGGAUUGGAUUUCAGUCCGCAAAUCAAGCACGUCUUCAUCGUCGACGAACCAAGGAAUAUGAUUGAUUUUAUUCAUCGGGCUGGGCGUUCCGGUCGAGCGGGGGAGAAAGGCAAGGUUGUGGUGUUUGGAAAGCUUGAGGGUCGGGGAAGUAGUCGGGCCGUAGAUUUAAGAAAGCGAGUUGGCGCUUUGGCUGCAUAA